This is a messenger RNA of Cornus florida, 1646 nucleotides long. Its product is annotated as signal peptidase complex subunit 2-like. Gene Ontology annotation, cellular component: membrane; signal peptidase complex. The coding region runs from base 148 to 747 and encodes 199 amino acids. The record is from RefSeq and is a predicted model, not a curated record. Lineage: Eukaryota; Viridiplantae; Streptophyta; Magnoliopsida; Cornales; Cornaceae. Gene Ontology annotation, biological process: protein targeting to ER. The transcript has 5 exons.
UUCCCCAGAUUCACAUUUUCACGGCCCACACAACUCACAAUAUCUAAGAGGUCUCAUGGACUUGGUCGUCCUGGGUUUGUAACGCUUCACUCUACUGUCUUCAGCUAUAAUCAGACACCAGUUUCAGACAAACCCUAGUAGUUCGAAAUGCAGGAAAAGAAGGGAGACAUGGCAUCCAACGACACCACCACCCCUGCAAACAAAAACCCUAAGAAGGCGAAUCUGUUGGAUCAUCACUCCAUCAAACACAUCCUCGACGAAUAUGUCACCGAGAUUGUUACGAACCGUGGAUACAUUGAAGAUGUGAGGAUGAGUAACGUUAGAUUGUUGAUGGGAACGAUCAUCAUCAUCAUCGCUCUCGUUGCUCAGUUUUACAAGAAGAAGUUCCCUGAAAACAGAAAUUUUCUGAUCGGCUGCAUCAUAUUGUAUAUUGUAUUCAAUGGGUUAUUGCAGCUGAUCAUAUACACCAAGGAAAAGAAUGCAAUUUUGUUUACCUAUCCUCCUACUGGAUCCUUUAACAGCACCGGCCUGAUGGUCUCUUCCAAGUUGCCGAGAUUUUCUGAUGUGUACACACUUACUAUAGCAAGUGCAGAUCCCAAGUCAAUAUCAGCAAAGGAACCAGUAGAAUUCACCAAAAGCAUCACUAAGUGGUUCACGAAGGAUGGAGUUUUGGUGGAGGGCCUGUUCUGGAAAGAUGUUGAGGGACUGAUAAAUGAUUAUUCAAGAGAAUCUAAAAAGAGCAAGUGAAUUCAAGCUGCAUUCCUUUGGUGCAAUCCUACUAGCUUGACUGGAAUUACUCUCUAUUCAUAUCUUGCAAAGCAUAAAUAUUAUGUAUUGAAAUUAUGGUUCUUGCUUAGAUGGAUCUUGAACCAGAACUGUGGAAUCAAAUCUCCACAAGUUUAGAAGAGAAGUUACAUCUUCAAGUUGUGGUUUUGACUAUUGUGGCUAAUGAAAUUUUGGGUGACUAUUCGGCAAUCCUUAAUAUCCCCAUUUCAAUAAUGUAUCAAAUGCUCACCAUGCUUAUUGACAAGAGGGGUAAUGAUUUACAAAGUGAAUAAAUCAGCUGAAGGGAAAGCCAGCCUCUCCCUCCAUCAGAUGCAAAUAUUUAACUUCUUGUUUCUUAUAGACGAAUAUCUAUUGACAUUUUCGUUAAAUACUGGCUUGAUGUCCCCUGAAGGUUGUGAAAAUGUAAAAUACUGGUUUGAUGUCACCCGAAGGUUGCGUCAGGCAGAUGAUACGAGCGUGGAAGAAGACUAUGUAUGGCGUUUGUUAAAAAGCACGUACAAUGUGCAGUGUCUGGGUCGGACAUGGACACUAUUGGACACAUUCAUACUUAUGGACAUGGACACAGGCAGAUGAUACGAGCGUGGAAGAAGACUCUGUAUUGCCUGUUAAAAAGCACGUACGGUGUGUGGUGUCCGGGUCGGACAUGGACACUAUUGGACGCAUUCAUACUUGCGGAUAUGUUCAUAAUUUGGUCAUCACAUUUGGAACACUUGACAACCCCUCUUAUACUGGCCUGUUGGUAUAUUUUUUUAUAUUUGAAUAGCUUAAAUUAAUUAAAGUUAUGUAAUUGUCAUAGAUAUAUAAACAAAAUUUUAUAGUGUGGGUAAAUUCUAGUGACACACCCCUUGUGUUUGCCCUAA